Molecule: messenger RNA, 1401 nt
Organism: Cucurbitaria berberidis CBS 394.84
Lineage: Eukaryota; Fungi; Ascomycota; Dothideomycetes; Pleosporales; Cucurbitariaceae
Product: carbonic anhydrase
Exons: 2
Coding region: 450-1253 (267 amino acids)
Molecular function (GO): zinc ion binding; carbonate dehydratase activity
Source: RefSeq, a predicted model, not a curated record
UUACCGCCAAGAUCGGCUCCUCGAAUAGGCCGCUGCGCAGUCGAUCUCGCUCCUCUGGGCGCGAGGCGUUUUUAUGUACACCUUGGGUUUAUGUGCAUCUUCUUAUCAACCCUUCAGAUGAGAUUGAUUGCUAACGUCCCUUCAUAUAGCCACGUGCCUCUCAACUCCCGAUAACUCCAAUGACGCGCACCGUUAUGCGUACAGAGUGGCUGCGCAAGUGGAGUAUACAGACAAAGCCUGGGCGGUGGCCUUGGCGGCUGUGAUUGCACUACGAAAGAAGGCAUUCACGGUCUAAGCUUGGCGGUUUAUUUACGGCGGUACAGCGAAGCUAUCUGCAGAGGUGGAGGUCAUUUCGUGAGGCAUAUAAGGCCUGCGUUGCCCAACAAGGCUGAUCGUCAUCGCUCCAUCAGUUCCUCCGGCCAUCCAACACAAUCUCAACAGCCCUCAAGAUGCUCUUUCAAUCAUUGUUUAUCGUUGCCCCUUUUGUGGCAUCCGUGCUUGGAUGCCCACAGCACACCAACAACAAACGCGCCACAGAGCCAGGCUCCAAUAGCACCAAAAGCGAUUGGGCCUACGAAGCCUCGUUCAACUGGGGCAAACUCAACCCUAACUAUGCCCGCUGCCAAAUGGGAACCCAGCAGUCCCCCAUAGCUCUAUCCCUCAGCAACGGCCUCUCGCUCAACCAUGUGCCCAAGUUCAACUUCAAUGGAUCCAUUGAAGGAAACUUCUACAACUGGGGUUACGGCCCCGCAUUUACCGUUGCACAUGACAGCGACUGGACCACCCACCCAAGUGUUACCUACGACGACACCACUGUCUACAUGAAGGGGUGGCACAUACACUCUCCAGCCGAUCACUCCGUGGGAGGCGUACGCAGCAAAGCAGAACUACACAUGGUCAUGGUCGACGCAACAGGCCACGAAAAGGCCGUCAUGGCAGUGCGCCUGGACCCCGGUAACGCCAACAACACGUUCUUCGAGCAGUUGCCGAAGAUGAUCAACUUCAACGAUAUGAACACGAAUGUGCCCGCGACCCUGGAUUUCGAGCCGGCCCUGGCCAGCGUGCUGUUUUUCAAUGAGUUCUGGACGUAUCAGGGCAGCUUGACGAGCCCGCCGUGUUCAGAGGGCAUUCGGUGGUUCAUGGCGAGGCAGAUUUUGUUCACGGGCGUCGAGCAGAUGCAGGCUAUUCUCGGAGCGAGCACGUACUCGGCGAGAGCUGAGCAGGAGGUUUGGCAACAUCGCAUUAACCAGUAAUGGUAUACUCACUAACUGAAUUUUACUGUGGGUGUGUUGAGAAGAAGGCUGAUUGUUCAUGUACAUACUUGGAAUUUCAGUACCAAUAAAGGUAGAGGAUUUGUAGAUAUAGUGUAGUGUAAUUGAGAAAGUAAGAAGAGGUUUUGCU